AUGGCUGAAGUAAAGUCUGAGUCAAAUCUGGAUGCUGCUUUCAAACAAAAUUUUUGAAAGAGAAAAAAAGAAAGAUCUGUUGAAAGCUCAAUUUUCGAAUUUUUUUCCCAGCUCUUUCCUGGAAAUGGUUAUCAAGAAAAUUCUAUUCUGAGGCAAAAGUGAGUAUUAACAAUUGAAGGUAUAAUUUGGUGCCUCCAAAUUAUAAGUUUACUAUGAGUUCCAGAUCUCCCAAUAAAAAAUUGAAGUAAAAAUAACACACUAUGAAAAAUCAUAGGCUAUUUGAAAUUUGACAAUACUUGCUCUGCAGCAGGGAUAAUUGAGGAAUGCUUUUUAUCAGUUAUAAUAUUUACUUAUGCCAGCUUUAUAAUGAUUAUUAUUUCUGUUAUUGUUAUUUACCAUUCCUAUAGCUUACCUUCUCAAGCCUUCAAAGUUUUUCGUGGAUUUAUUUACAUUUGAGCAAAUUUUAUUUUUGUACCUAUUGUUGAGAUAUUAUCACUUUUUCUUAAAUAUAAUUUUUUGCCUCAUAAUAAAAUCUCAGAAUACGAAAAGGAUGGGCAAUUAUCUGAUUUUUACAUAAAUUUUUGAUGGAAAAUAGCAAUUAUUGUCGGAUUGACGAUUGGUUUUGUAAUGAUUUUAUUUUAUACUGAAUUUUCAGCAGAAAUUAGACAUUCUGAAACUAAAACAACGUUAAAUGCAAAAGCACACUCAAGGAUUGAUUACCAUAUAGCAAUUUUUACUUAUUUUUUCCCAAUUACUUAUGCAAUACUUGCUGAAAAUUACAUACUUUAUUUACAAAUUUUAGCAAUCAUAUUUUCAGGAAUUUUGAUAAAAGAAGCAAUCAUCUUUUUGCCUUAUUUUUCAUAUUUUGGCAAUACCACCAUUAUUCUUAAAUUGUCUUGUAUUGCCAUAAUUUCCUUUAUUUUUAUUUUAGGAAGUCUCAUGGACAACUCAUUGGCAAUUUCCAUACUAGCAGUUUUUAUGGGACCGUUAUUAGCAAUGUUCAUUGUCCAACUUUCUUACAAACUGCAAAUAAAUAAAAGUAAAAAUAUCCCUAAAGACUUAAAAGGCAUAGACUCUGAGUACGAGCUAGAAAAAUCUGUAAGACACGCAAUGUGCUCAGGAAAUAUUGAGUAUAAAGAUGAAAUAAUCCAAAUCUUUGAAAAAUUUUUUAUAGAAAAAAGAUUAAAUGGAAGCAAACUCCAAGCUAUAUGGGCAGCAAAUUACUGCUUUUACACGCUGAAAGAUGAGUCUCUAGCUAAAAUUAAGUUCGUUAAGAGCAAAAAUAUUCCUGAUUCUAGCUUAGAAGCCAAUUUCCAAGAAUAUUUAUGCAACAAAAAUAUCUCAGUCGCUUCUGAUUCUCAUAUUAGUCAAUUUUCAAACUAUUUUCUGGAGUUAUAUUGGGUUAAAAAAGAAGACAAAAAACUAUGCGUCAGCUUAUUUAAUUUUUGAAAUGAGAUUACUUCUUCUAAUCCUGACCUUAAAAAAUUGAAAAACGAUAUGAAGGGUAUAGGCAGAGAAAUUUUUGAUUUAAAUGCCAAAUAUAACCAAUUAUUCAUAAAUUAUCCAACCUCUCGAGAAUCUUUAUAUCUUUAUUCAUCAUAUGCUAAAACCAUCAUUUAUGAAGUUGAAAAAUCGAAUUUAGUUGAGGUAAAGUUAAUGGCUCUUGAAAGAAAUCUAUCAAAUCCUAUCAAUGAUUUAAAUAUUUUCAGCUGAUUUAACGAGAGCAAUGGCAUCUUGAUAAUUUCAAAUGAAAUUGACAAUUUUGGAGAAAUUCUUUACGCUAGCCAAAAAUCUGCAGAAAUAUUUUCUCUCCCUUUAAAAAGCAUUAUCAGUGACAAUUUUUUUAAUUUUAUUGAUCUUUAUUAUAAAGAAAAAGUCAAAGAAGAAGCCAAGCGAUUUGUCCAGUUUAGCUUAGUUUCAGAAAUGGACUUAAUCAAAGGCUUUUUUUUAAAUGUCCACAAUAAUUUAUUAGAAUGUACAGGAAAAGUGUGAGUAACAGCCAUUAAUAGUUUUCUCGUAGCAAUUCUCAUAUUUAAGCCUAAAGAGUGUACAUAUGAAAGUGCUCUGAUAUCUGAAAGCGAAGAAAUAAUUAGCCAUUCUAAAAAUUUUGCUAAAUUAGCCAGAAAUUCUGAUGAUAAUUUAAUAGGAUGCAAAUUGAAACAAUUAUUUUUUAUUUCAGAUGAGUUUAUCUUGAAGCCACUCGUUCCUUACAGGCUAAAUCAAAACUUUAAUGAUGCAUUCUUAGUCCUAUCCCACUAUGAUAUCUAUAAUAUAAAAAUCCCUUAUGUUAUGCUUAUAAACGACAGAAAAGAAAUUGAGAAAUUGGGUGGUCUAAGCUCUCCUAGCCCAAAUAACAAUUAUUUAAGUGUUGAGCAUAAAAAUUUGUCAGUCAAUUUUGCAGAAUUGGAUACUUUUAGAAGCACCAGCUCAUUCCAGAGAGAAAAUCAGCCUGAAGAAGAUUUAGACUUGAAAAUGCUUUUAUGCGCAAAUAAAGGGGCAACCAAUGUUAAAAUUUCUGAAUCAAGUGGCAGUGCAAAGUCACAAAUAUCAGUCGCUUCUUCCCAAAUCAAAUUUUUUACAAUGAUAAAUUCGUCAUCAAGAUCAAUAAAUAUUCUUCAUCUGGCUUUUGUGUUUUCAGUAAUUUUUAUAUAGAUUGUGACUGUUCUCGCUUUAAAUAUUGCAGUGCUAGUCUAUGCUUUUUCCACUAUUAAUUUUAUCAGUGACAUGAGUCUUCCUAUAAACAUCGGAAAAAUAGGGAAAAAUUUUCAAAACAUAGCGCUUUUUGCACAAAUUAUUCUAAUGGGGAGUGGUCAAGCUGUCGAUCCCCAUGAUACUGAAAUACUUUUAGCUACUUCAACUAAAAAAUAUGAAAGAGCUUUAAAAGAAUUAGAAAAUAUUUAUUCAGGAAUUAUUUCAAACUCAAAAGACUGGAAUGCCUGCUCUAGUGGGAGUAUUUUGGGGGAUGAAAAUAUUUAUUUAUGAAGCAUAGAAGAAUGAAAAUUAAGAAGAAAAGAAAAUUUAAUCACGACUAUCUCAAUGUUUAUAAAAAUUGUAAAAAUUAUUUACUCCCCAAAUUCAUGAAAGAGCAAAAAUUGCUGCUCGCUCAAAGGGUUGAUUUUUUAGAAAAUUUAACUCACACCCUCUGUGAGUGAACAAAACCAUUGGAAAAUCCUUAUUUUUUAGUAAAAGCCCAGCCUCCAUGAGCAAACAAAUAUAAAAAUUUUUCUUUGAAAAACAAUUUUGAUAAAUAAAUGAUAACUAGUAUAAUGAAAUCUAUAGCUAAUUAUAUUUAAUUUUAAGCAGCUUACAUUUCAAAACAUAAAAUUUGCAAAUUAAAUUAAUUUUUACUUUCAAUUUUUACAAAUAGCAAUUUUUUUAAAAAAAAUUAAGCCCUCCGUGAGUGAACAAAAUUUUUAUGUUCGCUCUUCGAAAGUAAAACUUUAUAUUUAAAAUUAGCAAACUAUCUAGAGGUUUCAUUUAAUAACUAUCAUCUGCGUAUUAAAAAUUUUUUUGUUCUGAGAUUUUAUUACCUAAAAACAGGAUUUUCCAAUACCCUCUAACAUAAGGAGGAGUUAGGGAUAUGAAUUUGAGAGGAAAUUUUUUAACUCCUCUGAAUAUCCAUGAGAUGCAUAUCGAUUUUUAUUAUUCAAUGGAUAUGGAGAAGCGCUCCAUUAUUGCAAUAAAGCGCUGACUGAUAUCAUUGACUGCCAACAAUCUAUGGUAAACGAUUUUAAAUCCCAAAUGACAUUUUUUUUGAUUUUGGGCCCUGCUGUACUUGUUAUCUGUAUUUUAUUAAUCCUCCCUUUUUAUUUCUCAAUUUUUAAAAUUGAAAAUAAUCUUUGGAAUAAUAUAAGGAAAUAUGCUUUUAAGAACUACUCUGAGCUAAAGCAAACAAUUUUAGGGCGAUUAAAAAAUGUCCACUCUCAUUCAAAAACUCUUUUUUCUACAGAAAAGCACUCUAUGUCAGCUUAUUCAUUCAAAAGCUACUGAAGAUAUGCUUGACGAACACUUGUUUACUUACUCCCCACCUCUGUGAGCGAUCCAAAACAUUUGAAAAAUUCCUAUUUUUUGGUAAAAAACCCACACUCUAUGAGCGAACAAAAAAAUUAUAUAUAAAAAAAUAAAAAUAUAUGAGUGAUAAUUAAUAUAAUAAAAUAUCUAGCCAAUUCUGUUUGCAGAUUAAAGAAAUUUUUUUACGAAUUGGAAUUAUUUUAAAUUUCAAACAAAACAUCUUCUAUAAAAUUAUAUAUAAAAAAAAAUAAUCCUCUCCGAGAGCGAGCAAAAUGUUUUGUUCGCUCACGAAGGGGGGAGUUAGCAGCAGUCAUACUGUUUUGCCUUAUAAACAUCAAUUAUCUAUAUAAAAAUUGUUCGCAGUAUUUAGAAAAACGACCAGAAAUAAUAAGAGAUUUAAUACAGACACAAAUUUUGUAUACUUCUUUAGGUGUCUGGUCUACUCAAUCGUCUACAGAGAUGUAUGGUUAUCCAUUAUGAACCACAUUUCCAAUAGCAUGCCCUUUUCAUCAUAGUGAGCCAGUGAUAAUGGGAAUAAUAAGCUCAAUUGAAAAUACGAAUUUAGCCUUAAGAAACAGUAAGUUUUCACCAAUUUUAUCGCAAAACUUCAAAGUACUUUUUUAUGAAAAUGCUGAAGAAAUAGCUUCAGACUAUUUUGCAUUUGGAAUAUAUUCUGCUCAAAAAUUAUGGGUAUUUGACAAUUAUAUAGAGGCAUUUACAAUUUCUACUGCUGAAUUUUGGAUAGUUAUUGUGGAACAUCUUCAAUAUAUUGAUGAUUUUUAUAGUAGCUCUUUAGAUGAGAUUGAUAAAUACUCACAAAGCGCCAUUGAUAAUCAAAUGAGUAUUAUAGCAGCAGCACUGAUUAUCUUUAUUUUUAGCUCAUUUACAGUUUAUUUCGGAUUUUAUUUGCAGUUCUUCAGAAAUGAAAAAAAGUAUAUGAGGAAAAUUAAUUCGAUAUUGAAAAUUAUGCCGAGUAAAAAAUAA
Blepharisma stoltei is the source of this 4995-nucleotide messenger RNA. Lineage: Eukaryota; Ciliophora; Heterotrichea; Heterotrichida; Blepharismidae. The record is from the annotation of a GenBank genome assembly.